CUCCAUAUCUGCUCUGCUUCAUAUUCCUUAUAUAUCUUCUCCUCCUCUUUCUCUUCUCUCAUCUGCACCUCUCCUCAUCUCCCUUCUUCUCAUAUCUUUUGUUUAUCAUGGCAGAACCCGACUCUGAACAACCGCCGGCUGUCGCCGACGAAAAACAGCUCUCCCAGGCCGCCUAUCGCGCGCUUCCCUACUCAGACAUCCGUCCCCCGGUCUACAGGUCCACCGCCCAGGAAAUCGCCGUCACCAUCGCGCUCACCUUUGGCGCCGCUCUUGCCUCCUCCAACCUUGGCGCCUCGCAGAUUGCGCUCGCCCACAUCGGCCGCUCUUUCGAUCUCUCGGGCGCAAAGCUCUCCUGGGCCGUCUCUGCGUUCUCGCUCUCCGCGGGCUCGUUCGUGCUCCUGCUCGCCAGCAUCGCUGACCACAUCGGCCGCAAGCGCAUGGUCCUUAUUUCAUACACCUGGUACACUCUCUGGACGCUUAUCGGCGGCUUCAUGAAGAACGAAAUUGUCUUCUUUGUCUUUCGCGGCUUCCAGGGUCUCUCCGGCGCGGCAACCAUCCCCGCAGCAGUGGGCAUCCUCGGCGCCACCUACACGAGCGGCAAGCGCAAGAACCGCGUCAUGGCAACCUACGGCGCAGGUGCACCACUCGGCUUUGUCAUCGGCAUUGUCGUCGGCGGAAUCUGCUCGCAAUUCAUCUCCUGGCGCGCAUCGUUCUGGUUCUUUGCGAUCGAGUACGCGCUCUUCGCGGUCGUCGUCUACUUCCUCGUCCCGCCGGACGAAGCCAUGGACUGGACCGAGACCAAGGCCGCGCUGGCAAAGAUCGACUACAUCGGCGCAUCGCUGUCGACCGUCUCGCUCGUCGUCAUCGUCUUUGCGCUCACGCAGUCCGGCGUCGCGAGUAGAGGCUGGGGCGAGCCCUACGUGAUUGCGUUGCUCGUCGUCGGCGUCGUGCUCUUCGCCGUCUUUGUCGCGUGGGAGUCCAAGGCCGCGCACCCGCUCAUGCCGCUCUACAUCUGGAAGUACCCGCGCUUCGCGCUCUGCAUGCUCAUCGUCGCCUGCGGGUUCAUGAACUUCCUCGGCGUGAUAAACUACUACCUCACCCUCUUCUUCCAAGACGUCCGCGGCGCCUCCGCGAUUCUCACGACCGCCUACCUGAUCCCGCAGGCAGUCGCGGGUAUUAUCGUCAACAUCAUCGCCGCGCUCACGCUACACAUCAUCCCCGGCCGCAUCCUCAUGCUCAUCGCCAACCUCGCCUUCUUCGGCUCCUCAUUGCUCUGGGCCCUGCAGCCGAUGCACAUGAGCUACUGGCCGAUGGCGUUCCCCGCAAUCUGUCUCUCCGUCGUCGGCGCAGACCUCUGCUUUAACGUCGCAAACCUACACACCCUCUCCACCGUCCCGCCCGAGUCGCAGUCGACGGCAGCAGGCAUCUUCAACACCGUCAUGCAACUCGCGGCCGCGAUCGGCAUCGCAGCCUCUUCCACCGCCGUUGACGCGGCGUACAAUUACAGCACGCACACGGGCGCCGAGCGUACAUAUGACAGCUACAAGGCUGCGUUCUGGUUUGGCUGCGGAAUCAGCGGUGUGGGCGUCAUUGCGUCGGUGUUUUUGAAGGUCGGGGUUACGGGCAAUCAGAAGGCGAUCGAGACUGAGGAUGAGUUGGAGAGCAGUCCUGUGUCGUCGGAGAGUAAGGAUAUGGCUGUUUUAUGACCUGAGUCUGCUUAUGAUUAUGAGUAAGAUGUUUGUUUACGAGUGAGUUUAUAGAUGUUUAUUCUGUUGUUCUUAUGUGCUGUUGGUAUGGCUUGUGUUUUUUCUUGUUUUGUUUUCGGUUCUUUUUAUCUCUUUAAUUGCGCAUUUUCUAUCUCACUUUCCCUCUAAUUUUCUUUUAUUUAUCUCCAUCUUUAUUCAUCUUGUAUCUCGGUUUAUAGACAUAAUGCACCUCAUCACUUUGAUACACGACCUCGAGCAGCCGCGCUGGACGCGGCGUAGAAUAUUCGCAGCGCAGAGGCCAUGAACUCUUCAGUUCUUCAAUCUAUACUGAGAUGUAGAUUAUAGUUAACAGGGGCAACUGCUGAGGUGGCGAUGAGAGAUGGAGAGAGUUAUUUGUAUGUGCAGAGGAUUUGUGGGUUGAGAGGUGGUGGGUGGACUGGUCGGGAGUUGAGAUGGUAC
Messenger RNA from Myxozyma melibiosi, 2165 nucleotides. Its product is annotated as major facilitator superfamily domain-containing protein. The transcript has a single exon. The record is from RefSeq and is a predicted model, not a curated record. NCBI's taxonomy places the organism in Eukaryota, Fungi, Ascomycota, Lipomycetes, Lipomycetales, Lipomycetaceae. Bases 108 to 1706 code for a protein of 532 amino acids. Gene Ontology annotation, molecular function: transmembrane transporter activity. Gene Ontology annotation, cellular component: membrane. Gene Ontology annotation, biological process: transmembrane transport.